AUGCGCCUCUGCUCCGCGGCUCCCCUCCGUGGCCGACCUCGGGUCCGCUCGUGGCCGGGUCGCCUGCGCCGUUGCCCUCUCGUGCGCAGGGCCCCUGCCGCGCGAGUGCGCGCUCCAGGCCGCGCCGGGCCGCUCGCCCCGACCACCGCUGGGUUGCGCGGAUGCCGCCUGGGGCCUCCUCGCGUGUGCUCGGCCGCGGCCGGCUGCCCGGGCGCCUUCGUCCCCACGCGCCGCUCUGGCUCCCGCGGCUGCGCGCGCGCUGGCUGCUGGCUGGUCGGUCCCCCACCGUCGCGUCACCUCUGGCUGCGCCCGUGUACCGGCCCGUAUCCGCGUCGCAGCGCCGCCUCCUCCUUCGCACACAGCCUCCGCGCCCGGCCGACUGCCGGCUCCCGCGCUGCUGCAGAGCCCCGCGCCGGCCUCGCUCUCCCGUGCGCCGACCCGCGGUCGAGUGCCCCUCGCCGGCUUGCCGAGGCCGGCUCCGGCUCGUGCCUCGACCCGUCCGGCUGGCUCCACUUCCGUAAGACGGCGGCCGGGUUCUCCGCCCCCGUGCCGACUUCUCCACGCGCGCCGGCUGCGCCUCGCCUCCGCUCCAGUCAGCUGCCGGGUCCGGCUCCUCCCGCGUCGCCGCACCAGGUCCGGCUCCCGCAUCGCCUCGCCCUCCCGCAUGUCGACUCCGCCCCGCACGCCACACCUCCCGCGCUCGACCGGGUCGCCGUGCGCCCGCUGGCCGGCUCCUCCAGGUCACCUCCCCGCGCGCGGCCCGGGCCGGCUCACCGCCUCCGCUCCUCCCGGCUCCGCCUCCGCCCAGCUGCGCCUCGCGCGCUCGGCUCGGUGCACCCGCGACCCGGCCCUGGCUGGCUCCGCCACUCGGCCCCGCCUCGCCGCCACCUGGCCUUGCCGGCUAUAGCUCCCGCCGCGAGCGCCGUGGCGGGCUGUGCCCCGCCGGGUCCCCGCUCCGGCCGUCUGCUGUGGCCGACACCUGAAAAAAAAGCUGAAGAAAGAAAGGGGCUGGGUGCCCAUCCGGCUAGAGAAAAGAAAGAAGAGGUCGGCUGCUGCGCUCCCACUGCGGCCGCCUGCUGCGGUUGCGUGCCCGAAGAAGAAAAGAAAAAGAAAAGCCAGAUGAGGUCGGGUGCUCGGGGAAAAUAA
Molecule: messenger RNA, 1146 nt
Organism: Aegilops tauschii subsp. strangulata
Lineage: Eukaryota; Viridiplantae; Streptophyta; Magnoliopsida; Poales; Poaceae
Source: RefSeq, a predicted model, not a curated record